This is a messenger RNA of Nerophis lumbriciformis (worm pipefish), 876 nucleotides long. NCBI's taxonomy places the organism in Eukaryota, Metazoa, Chordata, Actinopteri, Syngnathiformes, Syngnathidae. The record is from RefSeq and is a predicted model, not a curated record.
AUGGAUUUUAAUCUCUUGACGGACAGUGAUGCCCGGAGCCCGGCGCUGUCGCUCUCCGACUCUGGGACGCCGCAGCACGACCAGGGAUGUAAAGGCCAGGAGAGCAGUGACACAGAGAAAUCUCACCCAAACCAGUUGGAUGAGUCCAGUACGGAUGACGGCUCACUAAAGAAGAAGCAGCGGAGGCAGAGAACACAUUUCACCAGCCAGCAGCUCCAAGAGCUUGAGGCCACCUUUCAGAGGAACCGCUAUCCUGACAUGAGUACCAGAGAGGAGAUUGCUGUGUGGACCAAUCUCACGGAGGCUCGGGUCAGGGUAUGGUUCAAGAACCGACGUGCCAAGUGGAGAAAGCGGGAAAGGAACCAACAGGCUGAAUUAUGCAAGAAUGGCUUCGGUGCCCAAUUUAAUGGACUCAUGCAACCCUAUGAUGACAUGUACACGGGCUACUCAUACAACAACUGGGCCACCAAGAGUUUAGCGAGCAGCCAGCUCUCCGCGAAGAGCUUCCCUUUUUUUAACUCAAUGAAUGUAAGCCCCCUCUCAUCCCAGCCCAUGUUCUCCCCUCCUAGCUCCAUCCCCUCUAUGAACAUGGCCUCCACUAUGGUACCAUCGGCGGUGGCUGGAGUUCCUGGCACGGGCCUCAACAACUUGGGAAACCUUAACAACCUCAACAGCCCCACAGCACUCAACUCAGCGGCAGCCACCUGCCCGUACGCCAGCACGGCCAGCCCAUACAUGUACAGAGACACUUGCAACUCCAGUUUGGCUAGUCUGCGACUGAAGGCCAAGCAACAUACCAACUUCACUUAUCCCACUGUGCAGAAUCCCGUGUCCAACCUGAGCCCCUGCCAGUAUGCUGUCGACCGGCCAGUAUGA